Molecule: messenger RNA, 1011 nt
Organism: Nycticebus coucang (slow loris)
Lineage: Eukaryota; Metazoa; Chordata; Mammalia; Primates; Lorisidae
Gene: C10H1orf105
Product: chromosome 10 C1orf105 homolog
Exons: 7
Source: RefSeq, a predicted model, not a curated record
CACCGAACCCACCUGCCGGUGAGCUAUGAGGGGUGCGCGGCCAGGGAAGGGCAGCCGCCGGCCUCCUUCCCCAUCCGGGGCGCCGGGGGUUGCGACGGCGGCUGGGCACUUCCGGGUCCGCCACAACCUGCCGCCGCCCGAGGCCUCGCGAGGUCGCUGCUGCCCCCUCCUGGCCUCUCGGAGGCCCUGCGCGCUCCUCUUCCCGGAGACCGGCAGGCUCAGCGCCUAGGAGAGCAAGUCCGCAGCAGAAAGACCAGGAAUUGCCAGGCAAAUAGCUGGCCUUCUGUUCCAAAAUUUGACAAGGUUCCUUGGCUUAGUGAGGCCAGCCUCGUAAACAAGCCACUAGUGCUGAGCCUCCCCAAAAGAUCUCCUCAAUCCUCUGCCAGUUUUCCAACUUUAUCCAAGAAGGAUGGGAAUUUGCCAAUUUUGUUUCAAGUUCCAGAUGUAUUAUCUAAGGCCAGGAGGAAGCAGAAUCACUCCACGCUUCUCAGAAACAAAUGGCUGUGCUCCACGUGUCGAGAAAUCACCACAGUACAACCAAGAACAAUGAAAAUUCCAGAUACUCUGAAACUAUCCUUUGAGAAUUUUAUGCGUCACAAAAUGAUGAGACUCCAUUACCCCAGAUCCCAGACUCCACUCAAAUCUUCCCAGGAUGACAUCUCAACAGAGAGCAUUCACUACAGACUGCCCCUUCGGGGCCCCAGGACAUCUGUCUUCCAGGGACUGCUGUCAGAUGCCUACGAAGGUUUGCAGGCUAUGCAACCUUCUUCCUUGCCCAAAAAGGAAGCAAGGGGGAAGACAAGGAGGCACUGAGGAGUCGGAGCUCAUCACCUCCAGACUCCUGGAGAGAAAACAAUCCACCCAGCCCCUCUCUGACUUAGUUUUGCCUUCCCAAGAGUUGCUAGUUUUCUAGCUUUUGCCAGCAUCUUCUCCCUCACAUCUCCUAAAGACGAAUGGGCUUAAUUUAUACAAUUAUAAGGAUUUACUGAAUAAACUGGAACAUGGAAAGUG